This is a messenger RNA of Rhododendron vialii, 867 nucleotides long. RefSeq lists its product as uncharacterized. Lineage: Eukaryota; Viridiplantae; Streptophyta; Magnoliopsida; Ericales; Ericaceae. The coding region runs from base 1 to 867 and encodes 288 amino acids. Gene Ontology annotation, molecular function: nucleic acid binding; zinc ion binding. The record is from RefSeq and is a predicted model, not a curated record. The transcript is spliced from 2 exons.
AUGACCAGAACUCGAGCAAUGAACGAAUUCUGCAAACGCCGACCCCCGACCUUUCACGGAGACACCAACCCCGUCGUGGCCGAGACAUGGCUGAACGAGGUCAAGAUGAUCCUUAGAACCUUAGAGAUCACCCAAGAUGGAGAUCGUGUGGCCUUGACCACCCACCAGCUGAAAGGAGAAGCCCGCUAUUGGUGGGAUCUGAUGGAGGCAACCCAUGUCCUAGUCACCAUGACCUUUGCCGAGUUCGAGACCCUAUUUCUCGACAAGUACUUCCCCACACCCCUUCGUCUGGCCAAGGAACAAGAGUUCCUAAAUCUGAAACAGGAAACGAUGAUCGUUACCCAAUAUGUGGCCAAAUUCGAGGAAUUGUCUCGUUAUGCCCAAACGGCCGUUGCAACUGAGGAUAAGAAGGCGAGAAGGUUUGAGUGGGGACUGACAACUGCUAAAAGGGCUAUGGUAGCUCAGGCCUUUCCCACCUAUACCGGUGUUGUGAAGUGUGCUCUUCGGCUAGAGAGUGAGGAGACUGACUUCAAAACCCGAUGGAGGAACGCGAAUAACAGCACCGGUGGACCAAUUCGAACCCAUUCACCCAGCAACAACCGUGGACCCUACCCCACCAAACCCUCUAACCUGCUUCAAGGCGACCAACUCUGGAAGACUACUACACCAGGGCGUGGCGAACCACAGAGAAGUGGUCGAGACUUAACGACAGUUCGGUGCUACAACUGUCAGGCUAUAGACCACUACAGCCGCCAAUGCCCGCAACCUCAGAAGGAGGGUAAUGGGAGCUUUGGACAGACAGUACCUGCGUACAAGCUUUGUUUGAUUCUGGGGCAUCGCAUUCAUUUAUCUCUACUGUCUGUGUAA